Osmia bicornis bicornis is the source of this 1923-nucleotide messenger RNA. It is a transcript of the gene rept, whose product is annotated as ruvB-like 2. The record is from RefSeq and is a predicted model, not a curated record. Gene Ontology annotation, cellular component: Ino80 complex; Swr1 complex; NuA4 histone acetyltransferase complex. The transcript is spliced from 7 exons. Gene Ontology annotation, molecular function: ATP hydrolysis activity; ATP binding; DNA helicase activity. NCBI's taxonomy places the organism in Eukaryota, Metazoa, Arthropoda, Insecta, Hymenoptera, Megachilidae. The coding region runs from base 121 to 1509 and encodes 462 amino acids. Gene Ontology annotation, biological process: chromatin remodeling; regulation of transcription by RNA polymerase II; box C/D snoRNP assembly.
UAUCGGCAGCGCUCUCUGAACAAAGUCAUAUGUCUAAUCUUGUUGGAUCUGUAGUCACUGUUUUAGUUGGUUUUAGCGUGAUUGACUUUUUACAGCAAAACACGUGGAGAAACAAUAAACAUGGCGGCUGUUGCAGCUGCAAAAGUACAAGAAGUCCGUGAAAUCACUAGGAUAGAAAGAAUUGGAGCACAUUCCCAUAUUAGAGGCUUAGGAUUAGAUGAUAGCUUAGAACCCCGUCAUGUGUCACAGGGUAUGGUUGGCCAGCUGAUGGCACGCCGGGCUGCCGGUGUUGUCUUGGAAAUGAUUAAGGAUGGUAAGAUAGCAGGACGUACUAUACUGUUGGCAGGUCAACCUGGCACUGGAAAGACUGCCAUUGCUAUGGGAAUGGCACAAGCUUUAGGAAUAGAUACUCCGUUUACCUCAAUGGCAGGUUCUGAAAUAUAUUCCUUAGAGAUGAGUAAAACCGAAGCUCUGACUCAAGCCAUUAGAAAAUCUAUUGGUGUUAGAAUCAAAGAGGAGACAGAAAUUAUAGAGGGUGAAGUGGUUGAAAUUCAAGUGGAUAGGCCUGCCACAGGUGUUGGUGCUAAAGUUGGUAAACUAACGCUGAAAACAACAGAAAUGGAAACGAUCUAUGAUCUGGGAAAUAAAAUGAUUGACAGCUUAAUGAAAGAGAAAGUACAAGCCGGUGACGUAAUAACGAUCGACAAAGCCACAGGAAAGAUCAAUAGACUCGGUCGAUCGUUCACCAGAGCUCGGGACUACGAUGCAACCGGCUCGCAAACGCGUUUUGUACAAUGUCCCGAGGGAGAGUUACAAAAACGCAAAGAAGUUGUACAUACAGUAACGUUGCACGAAGUCGACGUUAUAAACAGUAGGACUCACGGAUUUCUUGCGUUAUUCUCUGGUGAUACAGGAGAGAUUAAAUCAGAAGUACGAGAUCAAAUAAACGCCAAAGUUGCCGAAUGGCGGGAAGAAGGAAAAGCGGAAAUCGUUCCGGGUGUUUUGUUCAUCGACGAGGUUCACAUGCUCGAUAUCGAAUGCUUCUCGUUCCUUAACCGUGCGCUCGAGAACGAAAUGGCACCUGUCGUGAUUAUGGCUACGAAUAGAGGUAUAACAAGAAUCAGGGGAACAAACUACAAAAGUCCUCAUGGUAUUCCAAUAGACUUGUUGGAUCGUAUGAUUAUUGUCCCUACGAGUCCGUAUCAGGAAAAGGAAUUGAAGGAAAUCUUAAAGAUAAGAUGCGAGGAAGAAGAUUGCGAAAUGGCAGACGAUGCUUUAACAGUUCUUACUAGAAUAGCGUUAGAAACGUCGUUAAGAUACGCGAUUCAAUUAAUUACCACCGCUUCUCUCGUCAGUAGACGAAGAAAAAGUACCGAAGUUAAUAUAGAUGACGUAAAGCGUGUUUAUUCACUGUUUCUCGAUGAAAAUAGAUCAACGCAGUUUCUCAAAGAAUACCAAGACGACUUCCUGUUUAAUGAAAUACCGGAUGAAGCGAUGGAAAUAUCGUAACUACAAAUAAAUUAUACACGUUACAACCUUAUGUUAAGUGUUCGUGAUUGUUUACUUCAUCAGCCGGGAUCCCAGUAUCAAGAGCAUGUGAACGUGAUAUCAGAAACGAUGAUUAUAUUUCAAAUUAAAUACAAAAACUUAACAAAUUCUGUUUUUAUACUUGCUACGAUUUGGUUUAAAAACUUUUGAUUUUAUGUUCAUCUGUUACAACUGUCAAUAAAUUUACCAAAAAAAAAUAUAUAUAUAUAACUUACAUUAAUCGUAGAGGUAAAUUAAUUUUUGGCGUGAAGUUUCCGUUACUGCAUGAGAUGCAACAUUACAGUUACAAUCGCACGUUGCUGUACAACACCAACGAAUUUCCAUUGCAUCGUCGACGAUAGACUUUUAAACGCGCCACGAAAAAGUUUAUCGCGA